Porites lobata is the source of this 16641-nucleotide messenger RNA. The record is from the annotation of a GenBank genome assembly. Lineage: Eukaryota; Metazoa; Cnidaria; Anthozoa; Scleractinia; Poritidae.
GUACAUAAUUCGAUCAGUUCUGAUACACGUGGAAAUUCAUGCAUUUCUUCUCGGUGAAACGGACUGAAAAUGGCGUUUAGUCUAGAUCUCAAGCGAGUUUUGAUAAGCGACAGUGUGGACAGCUGUUGUAAAACUAUUUUGCAAACGAAUGGAAUCGUUGUCGACUUAAAAACAAAGCUAACCAAAGAAGAGCUCCUUGCAGAAAUACCGGUAAGUAUUAAAUCAUAAGGUUCAUUAAUCUUUGUAGCAUCUCAUUCCUCUUUUCCUUAGACCUUACUGCUCUUACUAUUGUAGAAUUAUGAUGGUCUGAUCGUUCGCUCAGCAACAAAAGUGACUGCAGAUGUGAUCAAGGCAGGGAAUAAACUGAAAAUUAUAGGUCGAGCUGGAACUGGUGUCGACAACAUUGAUAUCCCUGCAGCUUCACUUCAAGGAAUUAUUGUUAUGAAGUAAGUUCAGUUGAUACUAAUUUUUCUAGCUUUUCAUGAACUAGUAAAGAGAAGCCUUGGUUUUUAAAGCUUUUAUAUCCGAAAUGAGUUAUAUUCUCGUAACUGAAGUAAAGGAUUUACGGUGAAAAAAUAUUGGGUCAUAUUCGUUUAUUUUUUUGUUACCUACAGCGCAUGACCCACCCCGCAGCAAAAGGAUCUUUCUUUACCAUGGUUUUUAGCAAAUUAAUACAGAAGUUUUUUUUACAAAUUUACAAAAGUUUAUGUUGCUGUCAGGGGGGGGGAUGACUCUUUGUAAAAGUACGAAGAAACUGUAAAAAUACUGGAGUGUCUAAUUACAGUUAAGAAGAGGUGGAGACUGGACACCACACUGAUGAUCCCAAUGUUUUUAAGUUGGAAUCCACCAGGACAUUGAGUAAUUUUGAUUUUCAGUGGAUAAAAAUCUUGUACCAGAAUAAUUUAAAGCAUAUUGCAUUCUUUCUUACAUUUUUCGAGGGCUAAAGAUGUCAUAAAUCAUCUGUAGUAACACCGAAAAAAUUUCUUAUGGGAGCCAGAGAAAAUGAAUGUCAAAUUUCACAAAAUUAUGUCUUACACAUGAAAUUUUGAGAAUUUUACCUGUGUAAUCACAAUUCUUGUGAAAUUUGACAUUCAAUUUCUCGGAUUUCCAUGAGAAAUUUUCUUUGGUGUUACUACAUAUGAUUUAUUACAUCUUUAGCCCUCCCAAAAUGUAAAAAAAGAAUGCAAUAUUCUUUAAAUUAUUCUGGUAUGAGGUUUUUGUUUACUGAGAAUGAAAAUUGCUCAAUUUCCUGGUGGAUUAUAUCUUAAAUGUUCAGUGUUUUUCUUGGACUAAGUGGUAAAAUAUCUGUUCAAUCAUUUUCAUACCAUUUGAUCAGGAAAAUAAAUGUCAUGAAACUUUUUUACUUGUGGUUUGCACUAACAGAGCCCUUUUGAGAAACAUGCAUUUGGUGCAGGGUAAAACAGUUCUGAAGAAAGCUAAACUAUCAACUUUCAAAACCGCAGACUUCAGGACUAUAUUAAUGUAUAAGGUUAAGAAUAACUUAGUCCCAUACAUCAGACCUUUAUCAUUGUAACACAAAUACAUGUAAGUAUAAUCUUUGAAAUGCAGAUGAUUUUUCUUUACCAAGAUUUAAUACUACCGAGUAUUGCAAACAUAGUUUAAGGUACACAGGAUGUUUUAUUUGGUCUAAACUGCAUAAGUCCAUCAAAGUUACAUCAUAGAUAAUUGAGCUUAAACUGGAAAUGGAUGGGAGGGAUGUUAUUUUUAGUAGCGUGUAUUCUUAGUUCUCCUAGAUAGGUGUCUCAAAUUAGUUUCUUGUAAACUAGAACGAAAGACAUGAUAAUAAAGUUGUUGUUAUUAUUAUUAUUAAUUGUUUUAAUUGAAUGAAAUGUUCGUAUUUUGUUUUUCUAAUCAAAACUAAAUGUUUUUUUUUUUUAACAAAAGCAAUUGUAAAUAGCGUUUUGACAAAAUAGUUUUUCUUAGAGUGAAUUAACCCAUUCGCUCGUGGAGAUUUUUCCGAAGAACGCGUUUUGAAGCUAGUCGAGUGGUUUUCUGGUCACUGUCGUGCUAUAAAGAGCUAAAACUUACCACAAACUGGUUUACAGGUCGUAAACUUCGCGGCCUUCUGAUCCAGAUUCAAAAUAUUAGCUUGCGAAGUUCGGGCAUGCACAGAAAGCAAAAUUUCGAGAUAGUUUUUGGGUUUAAAAGUGACACAGCAGUCUUGACUUUUACUUUUCACUUUCUCUCCUCCCCUCUUUUUUCACUUUUCUUGCCUCAUUUUUUUUUCUCUUGCUGGGCAUUUUGUAGGCUUCGUUUUGGUGGGAAGAGUUUUUAGGAAAGCUUUUAGCAUCUUAGGAUUAGGUGAAAGGAAAGGUAGGUGAGCAAUGGAACAAGAUUUUCAUGGAGAUUUUCAGGUCAAUGUCACAUUGUUUUUUGCUUCUUUCUCUGGUGUCCUCGACUGAAUUGUGCUAAUUCUGGUAUGGUUUGAAAGAUCUCUUCACUCUGCACAAGUUAGCAGCCAAAGUUGUCCUUGACCGUUAAAACUGAUGAUGUCACAAAGGGUGGAAAGGACGCGGAUCCGCACGGGCGGUUCAGGGGCGAAUGGGUUAAUUGCAAAUAGGAUUUUAAUAGUUAGCAUUGUUAUCAAUAAAAUGUGUUCAAGUUUUGGAUUAAUUGUCCCCUUAUCUCCAUUGCAAAGCUGCAUUUGUUUACAAAUGUGAUUAAACCGUUCUGAAAAGUAUGUAACUUUUAGUUUUCAAAUCAAAAAGGAGCAUGAUCUAUGUAAUAAUAACAAUAAUAUUAAUCAUACAUUAGGUAGCUAGAAAAACUGGCUAAGCUGACUCACCAUGAGUCUCUUCAUACAGUAACUCAGUGCUUAUAGAGCCGAGUUAAUGGCUAAUAAGCUUAAUUACAAUUUUAUAACGAGGUUAAAUCUGCUCCCUUAUGAAGAAUGUUCAGGAGUGCAUUUUACAUGUUUUUUGUACUGCAUGAUAAUAACAGUAACAAUGCUCUGUACUCUUUUGAUAUCUAGGAUGAUGUAAAUAUAACAAAGAAAAAUUAUUGUAUUUGAUCUUGCAACUCAGGUUGAGUUGACAUCAUUUCUGAAGUCAAGGCUGUGCUCCGAGAAAAAUUGAAGGAGGCCUUAUGCUCUGAAAUGGAGAGCAAUUCCUGUAAUUUCACUCCUCCAAAAAUAGUGGAAGACAGAGCAGCCUCAUUUCAUUGCAUUUAAAUGUGUUUUUGAAUCUUGUUGUGUGAGGAACAGUAGGGUUAGGACGAUGUAGCUUUAGGUUAUGUUCACACUCUACAAGGUAGCUUUUGUUGCCAGUACCAGAAGGUAUCCAGUAUAGCAUGAAGAGCUAUGGACCAGGGCUGCACAAGUUAUAUUCACUCUCAUCGAACACCAUGCUGGUGUGUUUAGUGCGCUAAAUUCCAUAUCUCACUCCUGAAUAUUUACUUCCGUCUCAGUGGGAUCCAGUCCAUGGUCGUAAUUAUUUACCUCUAUAACGGUCUGAACAGGUUUUCAAACACACUGCUCAAACGGCACCAAAGUGUGGUACAAAACCUAUCCGAUAUGUGAUGCUCUAAUUUUGAGAUCUGCAUGGCGGCUUAGCUUCACUGUACUGUCACAGAAAUCACACUCAAUUGCUGUUCUUGUGUGAACAGAAGCCCAGUUCAGCAUGAUUUUCAUGGCAGUGCAAAGUUAUUAAGUAUAGCUACUGUGAACAUACACUGUAGCCUUCCCUGUAAUUUCUGGGAAUUUUUUUAGGCUUUUUUGAUAAUAUAUAGCAUGAUAAUACUUGCAGGUCCCUACUGAAACUGCAUAGUGGAUGGCUUCCCAGAAUUAAAACAUUGUUAUUAUUGUUCUUCCUCUUUUUCCUCUUAUUAUUACUAAUACUGAUUUGAUUCAUCUAUCCCUUUGUAGCACUCCUGGAGGUAACACACUGAGUGCGGCAGAACACACCUGUGUACUUAUCAGCACUCUUGCAAGGUAAAGUGUACUUAGUUGGUGGGUUUUGGGUGUCGUACAUUGUGGUCCAAGUAACCCCCUGUAUUUGAUAUUUAGAAUAGCAUCACUAGUAGCUGAUGCAAAUCUGCAGUUAUUGCAAGGCAUGAAUCAAUCAAUUAAUCAAUCAUGUUAUUUACAGUGUAUGUGUCAAACUUCUGGUACACCACAAGUUGUGCAGUAAUUUGGGACAUUAAUUGAAUUUGCAUGAUCUUUGUAAAGUUUUCCCCUGAAAGUUAACGAGACCUUUCUUUUACUCAGAUUCAUGGUAAAAAGGAUUCAUUUUGCAAAUAACGUGUUUGGCUUAUUGCUUUCUUCAAAAUGUUGAUUUUUUUGGAGGGGGGGGGGGGGGGGGGGGGGAUCCCAGCUGGAAGGGGAUAAUGAAAUUAAAUCCAGGAUGAGUUGGGGUCCAAGCGUUUUACCUGAUACUGAUAGUUUUAUAUAUCGUACCAUCGGAACAAUGCCAAUUAUUAUUAAUAUCAUCAUUUUAUGACAAGUACCCAUAAGCUGCUGACAAGCUCUGCUAAUCAGUCUGCAUUCAUUUGCUGUAGGCAUAUACCCCAGGCAGCAGCCUCCAUGAAGGAGGGAAAAUGGGACAGAAAAAAAGUAUGUCACUUUGAAAACUGUACAAGUUGUACUAUUACAGUUGUUACAAUGUACGUGUGGUAUUAAAUAGCUUUUGUCAUAGAGUCAAUUAGGCUUAGUGAUGAAACAACUAACAGUUUUGCUAAAAGUCAGUCAAUAAACCAAGCAGCUAUUACUCUAGCAUGAUGUUGCAACUGUAAUAGUUAACAAUCCAAAAAAUACUUUAGCCAAGAAGUUGUUCUAAACUUAUAUGAAUAUUGUGUAGCUUAGUCUCCAAAUGCAAUCUCUUGACUGAAGUUAUUUUAGCCUGUGUGGCAGGCGUUGGAAGGGGAAGGGGCAAUUUGGGUGCGCGAGAGCUCACGAGGGAGAAAGGAAAGGAAUGCCUGCAAGGAGACCAUUGUUUUCUCCAUUUUUCAUGCUCAGAUUCUGAGUGUAAAAAUAGUGAUUGGUCUUCGACUUAAUACCUUUUUUCGAUUGGUUGAAAAUAACAUCACGCCAUUUGAGUAACUAAACAUAUGAUGUUAGUGAAGUGUGAUGAGAUUUCUCUACGGGAAUUCAUUGUUAGAAGGCAUCAAUUUCAGCUUGAAAGGAGAAUAGAAAAAAGCAGUUAAAGAACCAUAUGAAGGAAAAGGCCUGUUAGCAGAUUUUUACAGAGUUUUACUUACUGGUUUUGAAAAGUAUCAUCUCCCAAUGGCUUAUUGGUUUUGUGCACUAGAAGAAAGAAAGGAAAAAUCAUGCUGCCUGUGUGCUUGUUAUCUGCUGUUUGACCCGCGUUAUCAACGGCAAGAUUGUUGAAGACGAUGUGAUCUAUAAUCCUUAGCGAUUUUUGAAUGAGAACUUCUUCUUGCUGGUUGUAAAACUGCCAGGACUUACUUUAAUAAUUAAUUGCUGCCUUCUUGCAGAUCUUCGAAGUUCAGCUCCUCCUUCCCCGCUACAAGCGUUCUUUUGUGUGCUCCACUGGAUCUAAUGCGUCCUGAUAGAAAUUCAAAGAGUGACGGCAAAGUGUUUUAGUUUUUCUUAGACAAACAUUGCAUUGAAAGUUGCGAAGAGCCACUACAUUUCUUAUUAAAUAGUUUUGCAGCCCGAUUCCUUCAGCAACAACUUGAAUAGAUUUAUCGUGGAUCUUGUGUAACUUGGCACGCGUCGUUGCAACUUUCAAGGAAGAUUCCUUCCAUGGAUGACCGCAUUUGAACUUUUUUUUAUAGUAUCUUCACUUUAGAUUUCUUGUUUUUGGAAAACAAAAGAAAAACAUUGCGAGAAAUACAACCAAAAUACGUGCCUUGCAGCCAGACUUAUUUGACAGCUAGUCAUUCACAGUUGCAUUAUUUUUGUUAUUCUUUUUAAGUAGUAUGCUGGAUGGCGAAAACAAUGGCUUGCUUGCAGGCGUUCCCCUCCUCCCUCCUCCCCCGUGCGCAGUCGCACGCCCUCAAUUCCCUUCCCCUUCCCUUUCGAAUGCCUGCCAUGCAGGCUAAAGUUAUUUGUAAUAGUAUAAUACUUUAUUAAUAUAAUUGUAAAAUACCUCUUUUAACUUAUUUCGAAGUACAUGGGAAGUGAACUAUUUGGCAAAACUCUUGCAAUUGUUGGACUAGGAAGAAUUGGGAGAGAAGUUGCUCAUCGCAUGCAGUCCUAUGGCAUGACAGUGAGUAUUAAAGCUCUUUUUUAAAUCUAAGAGCUCUUGUGUUGGUCCAUGAUUACAAUGUUUAUUACUAGGCUGUUAAUGUGGAACAUAGCGAACAACAAACACCAGAAAUGUUGUGAAGAUAAUAGCGUGCAAAGAAAGUAGUGUCCGAUAGCCCAGGGCUAGUGGAUUAUGCUAUCAGGUUAGUGAAUUCUGUUCUUAACUUGCCCGAUGGGCAAGUGAGGUUUUUGUGUUGAGGAAUUCAAAUUACAGAAGAACUGUGAAAUCAAUCUGCUCAUCAAAACGUUUUUGGGGCUAGUUGAAAUGAUGUUUGGGUUAGUAAAUGUUAGCUUCAGCUUGCCCGAAUGGCAAGCUGUAAAAAAUGACUUUCUUUGCACCCUGAGAUAAGUCGAAGUCCUGAACUCCAUGUGUGAUAAACUGUAUCUUUAUUCCAUAAACAUUCCAGGGUUCAAAAGACAAAUUUAUCCAGAUCUGAGUCAAGUCCAAACAAAUUCACAAUGAAGUAGACCCCAAUAAGUUCAAAUAUCCUAUGCACGACGAGUUAUGUUUUCUAAAACCAAAUAAAUCCACAAUGAAUUCAGUGUUCAAAAGUUAGAGGUCAACAUAUGAAAUACAAGAGGAAAACGUGCUGACAGUUUUGAAUUCCAUAAGCGAAUGCUUCCAGAAUGACAAAACUUACAAAGUAUCAGGUUUCAAAGCAUGUGGUUACAUUGUAGGUACGGAAUAUGUGCACAGCAGUAGCACAAGAAAUAUUUCUAGAAUGCUACGUGUAUUGUGUUUCCAGGAAAAAGAAAUCAGGUGUGGGAAUACUAAACUGUACUUAGAUUUUUUGUUUUGUAGUCUGCUAAGCCUUAUUGUGAUUGGCCAUUACCUGGGCUUAGCUACAUAAUUCUGGAAUUUUCGGGGGAAGUUUUGGACAUCAAAAAGAAUUUUAGAAAAUCUUGGGAAUUUUUGGGAAAAAUUGACAAAUUCGAGAAUUUUAGAGCAAUUUGAACUUUUACCUGACAUGGUGGCAACAUUUCACUGGCAAAAACGUUGACAAAACGUUGUUUGUAUUGCAACCAACCAAGAGAGGGGUCAGUCCGUUCAUAUCCUGGGUUCUGUUAAGCAUCGGAGAUCGGAGAAUUCUCUGUGUACUACACAUAAUUCUCCUGGUAAAUUUCAAUGAAGUGUCGCUAUUUUUUAUUCAGACGAAUCAAACAUGGAUAUGUUUUGUUCUUGUAAAAGGAAAUUAUUCCCAGAAAUGUGUAAUUUUAGUGCUUAGCCUUUUGCUUAACAUUCCCAAAUAAAUGACAAUAAUACAUAAAAGAUCUUGCUUAAAUGCUAGCAGUUUUAAACCCACUGGGACGCGUAAAAUAUUUGGCAGUUUGCUGAAGAGUGGAGAGUUGACUGUAUGCUUGAUGCUUUUUUAUUUGCAUGCGAAAAAUUAUUAAACGAAUAAAUACUAAUGAAACAAAACGUGAAACAAAAUAAAGUACAUGAUAAACAAAUCAUAGUGGCAAAGUAACGACAAGAAAAGUUUAAGCAAUAAGAAUCAAGUACCUUUAUGAAUGAAAAGAAUGAUUUCUUUGUGAACUGCUAUGGAAAAUAAAUUUGGCGAUGUUUAUUCCUUAUAUAAAUGACAGAGUAUUAAAUUACUGUGAAGCAAAUUAAUGCAAAUUUAAUUUUUGAGAUUUUUCUAUUUUAACGAUGACUUCUAUUUAUGGCACAUAAUUUGUAAAUUGUAACUGCAGAGGAAACAAAGAAGAAAUAUUCAUUGAUAUUCGACAAAUCGUCUAUUAAACUGGACAUGCAAAGUUUUGUGCUGAGAGUGAAUUUGUUUAAAUGUGUUCUGUCUAGCGCAAACACUUGUGUCACUGACAGAGCCGGGAAAAGUUUCUCACUAUUGAUAACAUCCUGAUAAUAUUGAAUUGAAGUUAAAGCAUAUAAUUAAGAAUAAUUAUUCUAUUUUCACUCUUUGGUAUGUUUGGUAUUUAAUAAGAUAGAGCCACAUGUCACAACUCUAGGAGUCUGUAACAGGGUUAGAAGACAAUCAUAAUUUAACAAUAUGCCUGUUAUUUCGAAGAAAAAAUGUUUUGAAACCAUGUAGAGGUAUGCAUUUUUUUUUUUGUUCAGCAGCUACAAGAAAUAACAUUUGCUAUCAGACAAUAGGAAAAGCAAUCUCAGCAGGGUUUAAAAUGCAAAAUUUCCAGGUUCGUUUUCAAGCUCUUUCCGGGAAAGGGCUUCGCUCUUUCAAAAUAUCUUCCUGUUACUUUACACUAUUCUCCUGCUUCUGCAAUUCUUAAUGAAACCCCUGACUGAGCAUCAGAGUCAUCUACACUACAACUUAUCAGCGGUUAUUCUCUGAAAGAGUUGUACAACUCUUUGAUUCUUGUUAUAUUGCUGUAAAAACCCCGAUAUUUUUAAGAAUUUCGGGAAUUUUGGAGAAUUUUAGAGCUUUUUUCGGGAAAAUCCAGAAAGAAUUUUAGGCAGUUUUUCGGGAGUUAUGUGGCUAAGCCAACCAUUACCCAACCAACAUUCUUGAAAUAUUUCACUUCGUGAUUUUCUAAGUUUUCCUGUAACUGGUAGAGUUUAACAAUCUGUGAAAGAUUUAUGUAUGCUAGAAUCAAAUCUCAAUACUAAUCUGACUACAGUGAUGUGCAAGUCCUGCUGCUCUAACAGUAGUUGUUGUGGUUUUUGUUCUCGUAGACUAUUGGGUAUGAUCCUCUCGUUCCAGCUGAUGAGGCAGCUAAGUUUAAUAUUGAGUGGAUGGAACUAGACCAGCUGUGGCCAAAAGCAGACUACAUCACAGUACACACUCCUCUCAUUCCACAGACAAGAGGUGUGUAUUGCACUUUUAAUUUUAGUUGAUUUUAUGUUGACAGCAAGAUAAUAUUUUUUGGCCUUUUAAACACCUUCAACUCAAGCAUGAUUUAAAGCGCAAGGUACAGCGUAAUAGCAACAUACAUCACUACUAGGACAGCAGAGUACGUAGUGCCUUAUCUUAGAUAUAUAUUAUUGUAGGGAUUGGUACCUACAUGUAUUAUGUUCAUAGAUUACUGCUUCUGUGUUUGUUGUUCUUUCUAAAGCCAGCUGUCAGCUCCUAUGUGUAAAUCCACAUCCUUUAAUUUAUCUUUUUUUCCUACCUACCUGUCUCUUUUGAGUUGAUUGCCUGUAGAAGUGCCUGGCAUUUAGCAUUUACAGUCAACCCAGAAAAACCACCAACACCAGAAAUAUUUCUGAAAUGUUAUUGUUUUCCCCAAAAAACCCAAUCAGGUGUAAGAAAACUAAACCACAAGCAAGAUCAGAUCUUUGCUGUGAUUGGUCAUACAUGCAAGACAAUAAACAUUCCUGAGAUAUUUCAAGUGUUCAUGGUUUUCCCGGUUUGAUAGUAUAACAUCAUAACAAUUGGUCUGUGCUUAUCACAAUAGGUUCUUGUACAUAUGGCUAUCCUUUGCAGGAAUUGAAAUGUUAAAUUGAUUUGUGUAACUUGCAUGCUGAUUUUUGUUUCUUCUGUGCUCGAGGUUAUCACUAACAUGUUCUUUUUUCUUCAAAAUAAAUCCAGGACUUCUCAGUGAUAAGACAUUCCCUCUCUGUAAGAAAGGUGUGUAUGUAGUCAACUGUGCACGUGGUGGUAUCAUUGAUGAAGCAUCCCUUUUAAGAUCAUUGGAGUCGGGGCAGUGUGGUGGGGCAGCUCUCGAUGUCUAUGAAACGGAACCCCCUACUGGUAAGUAUUUAUAUUGCUAUUAAUAGUAGGGCAUUAUAGGGGGAGUGUUGCCGUGUCAAUACUUAGGUAGACACUUCAGUGGGUGGUAAGUGAACAAUUAAGAAGCAUGCCUACUGACAGGGUGUGAUAAAAAAUCAUAAAUUAUGCAGCAUUUUCAGGUCAGAUUGAUGCAACAAAUUAUGCAAAUUGUGUGAUUUUUUGGAUGCUAAUUAAAGGUCGUUUUAUCAGGUUUUAAAGGAGGUCACUUUUUAAAUGUUCUGUAACAGACAAUUUGAGUGUAUUUAGAACAAAAUAGUUAAAUUUUGUUCUGAUGUCUUGACUUAAACAAGACGCCUUAAGUCGUUUCCGUGGGAUGCGUUGGUCUAUGGAAACACAAUGGCGUUCUAUCUGAAUUUGGAAAAAUUAGGGAAACCGGAGAGAUGUGUCAUGUUAUGAGCAUCGAUGAGUAGGUCACCUGUAUGGGUUGGUUUAAUGUGCUUAUGACUGAAUUUAUAGUAGCCUGCGUGGCAGGCUACUAUUUCUCCACAAUCCACAUCCCCUUUUUGAUUCCUCCCUAUCCCCAACCCCUUGCGACACCUGCUACACAAGCUAAAUUUAUAGUUGUCAGUGGUCGCAAGGAUGGAGUUGAUCUUGUUUUGAUCUAUCGCUAUGUAGUUAUUUUCGUAGCACGAUUUGGAUAAGAAAAAGAAGUUAUUUUGCAUCAAAACAAGGUUUACCCGUGUAACUUAAAUUGGAAUGUUAACGGGAACAAGUAAUGGAGAAUAUGCGCAUAAUGCUCUCUGAUUAACCUGAACAGGAACUAUAUGUAUAAAGAUAUGUCAUAUCUGGCUAGUAAGUUGCCGCAGGUAACUUUUUCAAAGAGAAAUAAACAUUGUAGUUUGAGGUUAAUGGAACAAAACAAAACAUCCGCUUGCUUUAUCCAGGGUCAAACCCGGGGUUUAAUACAAAGUUCGAUAAAGUUGCAAUGUUUUAAUCCAAGAUGAAAGUUUAAUAUUCCAAGAUGCUCUUGAUACGAUUAAAAGGUAACUGCAAUGUGUUUCCAAGGUCUCAAAGUUAACAUAGUUCCAAUGAUUAUCCCUGAUUCCAAGGUAUAAUAGGUUUACUAAGGUCCUGAUCCGUGUCCCAUCCAGAAGUCCAAUCCAUGCCAAAAGCGAGUCGUCGAUCGACGAGGCCAAUAUUUUCGCGAUUUCACCGCCAAUCGUCAAGGGUACGAGUUGAAAUUUACGCGAUUUAACCUCCCAUCGCCAAGGUGUUUUCGAUAAGAAAAGAAAAAAACUGAACUCUAUCUGUGCUCGGCAAAAACUGGCGAACUCCGAAUAGAAAAAUCUAUUGGAAAUGACGGCCCGCAACCAGACGCUACUAAAACCUUAUGUCGAAAAAGCUAGAGCUAAACAAAAAAGAAUCGUGAAGGGAAGAAAUAAUUUGGCUUAGGUCGCCUUUCGUGACUUGUCAGUAUCCCGAAGGAUUUCGCUGGUUAACAAGCCAUCCUAGACCAUCCUAAACCACGAGUGGGAAAACUCAAGGGCGACAAAUUUGGCAAGGUACGUUCUGAUUUCAACGUUCUCCAGCGGAAGCAAAUCGAUUAAAAAUCGAUACAGAUUUUGUACAAUCUGAUUGGUCGGCUUGGAAGAAGAGAUAAUCGAUGAAGAUUUUAGGCAAUCCUAUUGGCUGGCUUUGCAAUUUUGGGUACAACCAAACCGGGUUUUUACCGUGGGAGUGCCACAGGCAUCCCACGGAAUAAGAGGAUAAUAGAAAGAAGGAAAAAGGACACUUUGUAACAAAUAACUUUGUGUAUUUCCUGAAGGGAGGGUAAGGUUCCACCAUCACCUAAUUUCAAACCAGGGAGGGCUGAGCAUAAGUCCAUUCAUUUUAGGAUAAACAACAUUUUCAUGUAGGUCCCAUACAUACCAAACUUGAGGAUUUAAAAUAAAAUGAAACCACUUUUUAAUUCUCUGCCAGUGCCAAAACUAAUACAGGUAAAUUAUGCACAGCAAGUAGUAAGUUGAUGUAAUACCAAACCCCCUUAAAGUGCCCAUCACCUAAUAUUUUAUAUUUUCUUAUCUGAAACUACACCUUAUUAAAAUUACUUCAGCUAAAACAUUUUGUGAUUUGAACAAAAGAGGAUUUUUUAGAAUUUUUUAAAAACGUUCAAAUUUGCCGCCAUUUUGGCACACCAUUCAUCUUAGUCUUCUCUGGGAGUAUGACGUCAUAUGACGUACUUUAAGGAACACGUGACUUUAUCGACAGGAAAACAUUAAGAGUUUUGGUAGGUUUUUCUCUGAUUCAAUCCUUACUUGUAAUUGAUCUUUUUUGUGUACAGCUGGUGAAGGCAAGGUAACGUGAGUUCCGUAAUUUACGUCACAUGAUGUCAUAUUUGAGCCUGCUAGUUUGCGUGAUCAGCCUCGCGGGUGUACCGCAAAAAUAUAGACUUCAAGAAUUGGUAAAAAAUUGCGUUUUGUUCAAACCGCAAAAUUUUUUUGGAGAAGUUAUUUUAAUAAGGUAUGUAUAGUUUCAGAUAAGAAAAUAAAAAAAUUUAGGUGAUGGGCACUUUAAGCAAAAGAAAUGAUAAGACAGUAAAUAAGUUGUUAACACAAUUAAGUACAUACACUGGGGGGAGGUAAACUGUGCCAGUAUAUUGAUCAGGUUUAUUUAUUUUAUAUCUGUCACAGGAGUAUCAGGGCAGUUAGUCCAGCAUCCUAAUGUCAUAGCUUGUCCCCAUCUUGGUGCCAGCACUGUUGAGGCGCAAACCAGGGUAGCAAAGGAAAUAGCUGAGCAGUUUGUUGAUGCUGCACAGGGGAAGUCACUAUUUGGUGUGGUGAGUUAUUUCACUUAACUGGUAGUAAUAUUACAAAUUAUAGUGGAACCUCGAUAUAAUGAAGGGCCAAGGGACUGGCAAAAUUUGUUUGCUAUGAUGACUUUUCCUUAUAUCCAGGUCCUUUUCCACGUAUUUUACUAUUACUGGGGUAAAGAAAACAGUUUGUUAUACAGAGGACUUUGUUAUAUAGAGGUUCUACUGUAAGAGUGCAUCGGACUGGAAGGAGUGCUGCUGUGAAGCACAAAAUAGAGGGAAAAGCCGCAACUGGCAUAAAGUGGUAAUGUGAAAGGUUGAACCCAAGAGUCAUUUCUUUAGUAGGUUGAGUAUUAUCGUCCCGGUGAACGUGCUGUAGUCCUGAAUAGGACUGUUGUUGACAGUGACUAACGUUUCGACAACCUGUGCGGUAGUCAUCUUCAGAGUCAAAGUGAGUUGUAUCACGUCAGUUGAUGGUAUUAAACUCUUGAUAUUGAUCUGAUUGGUCCAUUAAGUCGCAAUGUUAUUGGUCGUCUGUCAGUUAAGCCGUGAUGUUAUUGGCUAUGAAGUCUCAUAAUGUUCUUGGUGCAUUUUGAACCACCUAUUGUCACAGUUUAACAGUCAUUUAUUGUUAGUCAACAUUGUCAGUUGUCCAGUCGUUUUCUUGUGGUAAGUUUUGCUUCAUUCUGUCAAUAAGCUGUUUGCAAGGUGCCGGGACAGUGGUGUUUGUUUUAAGUCUUUAAGACAGCUUUCUAAUGUGAGUUGUUGAUAGUGGUCUCUACAGUAGAAUACAUAAUACAUGUUGCAGAGUCCCAGUCAAUUUGAUGUUUUGUCUGUAAAUGGUGCUCAGCAAUGUGAUUGUUGAUGUCACCAUUUCUCGUUGUGCAUUUGUGUUCAGUCAGUCACAUGCUAAUUUUCUGCCGGUUUCACCAAUGUAAGUAGCCUGGCAGUUGCAGUAUUUGAUCUUGUAUACUUCUCCCUGUCUGACCUGUCUGUCUUCUGGUUUGUCUUUGUCCUUGACAUCAGUAAGUUGUCGCCGUCAAGUGGUCAUUGGUUUAUGUGCCACAAGUACAUUGUAAGGUUGUAGUAUACGUGCGAUAGUUUGAGAGGUGCCUCUGAUGUAUGGUAUAGUCACUGUCUUAAGGUCUCGGUAAAUGAAAAUUUUAGUACAUUGCUCGAUUUUGUUUUUUUGGGAUUUUUGGCAUGAGUGGGUCCUAAAUUUUAUUUUGGCAGAAAAAGAAAAUCAGAAAGUGCUUUUUAACCCUUCUAAAAUGAGCCUCUUCUGAGCUAACCAGCCAAGCGUGGACCUCGCGCUAAAUCUUUAGAGCUGAUUUUCUCUCACUCUAUUUUAGACGUAAAAAUCAAAAUUCUCCGACCUCCAGUCGGGACAGGUUUUAAGCUAUCGCUUUGAAACUUUCAAAUAUGAUGGAUAAUGAUAUAGACUCAAAAAGGGUGUGAGGAAUUUUCCGAUUUCCCUUUGUAACUCAUUUUAUGCCAGUUUCUUUGCGUAAAUCGCGCUCGAGAUUCGACUUUUUAGUUUGAAAUGCAAUAAUUCCGCUAAUACGAGACAUAUGCAAAUUUCCUCACACCUUUUUAGGUCUUUUAUCUGUCAAUCAGAUGCAAAAAAAAAAGGAAGUGAAUAUUUAACAACGCGAAAGGGCUGGAGCUUCAGCAGUAAACUCGAUACCUCUGAGUUCGAGAACAAAAAACUUAAGCACCUUUUGAAAUUCGAUAAAAUAAAAUUUUUAGAAGGUAAUUUAGUCUUUUAGUUACCGAGACCUUAACAGGGCCAAAGUCGAUGUUGGUCUGAGUGUUGGAAUCAGUGUUACUGUGAGUGUUCUGUCUAACAAAUUAAAGUCUGUGUUGUAGUUGGUACGGUAAAAAAACAGAGAAAACUUUCAUAAGAGACACAACAAGGAAUGCUUACUUCAGAUGCAGUUAUUACAUAAUUAUUGGUACAUAAUAUAGUCAAGUUUCUGUUAAUCUAUGUGUUCUAAAACCUUGCCUCUUGUUGGUUUACUGUGGAUGAGUUUGUCAACACUAUUCUAGACUGGUCCUGCACCUUACCAUUGUGUGCAAAUGGUUUUUCCAGAAAAUGUUUUUUCUCAGUAAAGCUUUUUUAAAAAAGUUUGUCAAAAGCUAGUGAACAAUCUUUGUCCAGGUUUGGCUCUGAGCACCUUGUGGAUAUUUCUUUAUGUUAACUGCACGUUCCUGGUCGUUGUCAAUUUCCAGUUUGCUGAUGACUGCCAUGUUAAAAUAUCAAUGUUUUCUUGGUAAGACCUCAGAAGGUGGGAAGACUGAAUAUUUACCAGAUGUGCACGGUGCAAAGGAAGUCAGUUUUAGCAUUUACUUGCCCAAGAGUCAUUUAAACUAGCCCCUCCCCCCCCCCCAUAAAAGUGACAAGCAGAAUUAAUAAUAUUAAUUUAUUUUUGUCGCUUAAUUAAUUGUUCUAGUAGUUGUUCAGUUAUUUAAAUCUUUUUUAUUCACUUUGUCAGAUCAGUUUUAGAAGCAGCUUUCAAUCCACAUGAACUACUGUAAUUAAGAAUUUAAACAAUUUGUCUUACAUUACUUCUGUAAUUUGAAUUGAAUUCCCCUGAAAGACUUCCUUGUCCAUCAUGCAAGUUAAGAACAGAAUUCACAAUCCCGCAGUGUUAUCUAAUAAUGCUUUCUCUGUACCCUCACAAGUCACCUGGUCAGCAGGGGUAGGAAGUAGAGAACCUAAUCCCAGACAUGAUUUAAUUGUUUGAUUAUAGGUAAAUGCUGCAUUCUUAACUGAAGCCCUGAAACCUGAAGCACAGCCUUGGCUAAGCCUCGGUGACAAACUUGGAAGAAUUGCUGCAUGUCUUGUGAAUGAUCAGCCACUCACCAAAGUCACUGUGACAACACAUGGUGCUGAAAUGAAGUCCGCAUUACGAUAUGUUACUGCUGCUGUGUCAGCAGGAAUUCUUGGUGGAACAAAUGCCAAUUUGGUUAAUAGUGCUGUCAUUGCAAAAGAUAAAGGCUGUGAUGUAAGUUAACAAGUUAAUAAAUGUUGUAAUUGCAUUAUUCUCCUAUCAUAAAGUAUCAUCUAGCCAUGGUGUUUGUAAUUCCAUUUUUCUCCUUUCACAAGGUAUCAUCUAGCCAUGAGGACACUUUUGGACUCCCUUAUAAUGGCGCAGUAUCAUUGACGGUAAACAGUGACACCACAUUAACAGGAACAGUGGUGGGGGUUGGUGUUCCUGUGCUGAUCAAGUUCAACAGCCAUGUUUUCAGUGGUGGGGUACCCCUCUCUGGAAACCUUUUGUUUGCUAAAGGAAAUCCUGGUAAAGUCCUGACUGAUCUCGGUUCCAAGAGUAAUGGUGCAGUUAACUGUGUUCAUGUGGCAGCAGGAGGAGCAGAAAGUGUCGUUAUUGUUAGCACUUCUUCUCAAUUGUCAGCAGAUUAUCCUUGUAUAGCAUUGUGAAAGAUGGUUUUUACAUCAUUAGUUGCGAGUCUAAUGAUAAAAAAAAUGUUUCCAACAACUGGAAAAAAUUUCGGCUUUGCCUGCAUACUUAUAAAGGUAGAUAGCAUUGACGUAUUUGCAAACUACAAAGACACUCACUUUAACUGUGUAUGAACUGCAGUGCUGUAGUACCUUACACUUUACUGUUGCUGUGUGCUUUGCAUUGCAACAAACCCUGAUAAGAUACAUGUAUUCGUGGGAAUGUUAAUUUUGCAUUCGAUGAAUAAUAAUUUACUGUAAUAAUGUAGCAUCUGUUUUGUGACAAUAAGUAGGGAUAGUAUUUAUUAUUGUUAAAUAUUGUGUAACUGCCGGUGAUAUCAAUUUACGAGUGAAAGUCACUUAUGUGACUACUUGCUAUGUUAUACUGGAUAAGUUAUGUAGUGCUAUAAAUCUUUGUUUCUCAAAUUGUUGGUUUGUCUGAAAUCUUUGCGCUUGUCAUUUACCUACCCCUUCCUUUGGCAGUUCUUCCUUGAUUCAG